Molecule: messenger RNA, 1461 nt
Organism: Linnemannia hyalina
Lineage: Eukaryota; Fungi; Mortierellomycota; Mortierellomycetes; Mortierellales; Mortierellaceae
Source: the annotation of a GenBank genome assembly
AUGAGCAAGAAGGCAGAAGUAAAUGAUGCAGGAUCAACGGGUUCGUCGAGUGGAUCCCUGUACGACCAGGAUCGAGUCAUUCUUGAACGCCUUGGAUACAAACAGUCCCUGGACAGAUCGUUGUCGGCGUUCAAUAACUUUGGAGUGACAUUCUCCUGCUGCUCGAUCCUGGCUGGGUUGACGCCGCUUUAUGGAGAUGCGCUCCAGUCUGGAGGGCCCAUGACCGUCAUUUGGGGUACCUUUCUUUACGCUGAUGGUGGGCCUGUCACUGGCAGAGAUCUGUUCGGCGUUCCCGACAUCUGGAGGACUGUAUGUGUGGACGACUCGACUCUGCUCGGCGGCCUGGGCGCCCAUUGCUUCUUGGACUGUCGGAUACACCAAUUGGCUUGGACUGUGGCGAUUGCGAGUACAGACCUGGCAAUGGCCCAGUUCCUGGCGUCGUUGAUUUCGAUGACCUCGUCUUACAUUCCCAAUACCUAUGUCAUCUUUGCCAUCUAUGUCUGUAUCCUGCUCUUGCAUGGCGUUGUCAAUUCUAUGACCGUGCGUCUGAACGGGCUCUUCAACAACGUGUCAGUCCUCGCCAUGACCCCAGAGCGCCAAUCCGCAGAAUUUGUUUUCACCGCCUGGAUCAACAACACCGGUUGGUCCUCCUCCUUCUACGUCUUCAUGCUCGGCCUCCUCCAAUCCCAAUAUACCCUCUCCGGCUACGACUCUGCUGCCCACAUGGCUGAAGAAACCCAAAACGCUUCUACCGGUGGGCCAAUGGGGAUCAUUAUGGCCAUUGUUACUGCCAGUUGUGUCGGAUGGGUUUUCCUUGUCGGGAUGACGUUUUCGAUAAGCAGUUUUGAGAACCAGAUUGUGUCGCCGGAGGUUGGGGUGGCGUUGUCGCAGAUCUUUUUGGAUUCCUGUGGAUUGGGGGUGGCGAUUUUUUUGAUUUUGAUUAUUUUGGGGGCUCAGUUCUUUUGUGGGAGUGCCCUUACGCUGGCGAGUUCGAGGAUGGUUUAUGCCUUUGCCCGUGAUGGCGCCCUCCCAAUGUCGAAGAGGCUACACAAGCUAAACAAAGAAAAAUCCCCGGUAGCAGCAGUAUGGUUCAACAUCGCCUUCUGCUUCAUCCUUGGCCUCCCCUACAUCUGGUCCGAAACCGCCUACUCUGCAAUUGUCUCCGUCAAUACCAUUGCCUCCUCCAUCUCUUACCUCAUCCCCAUCCUCUGUCGAAUCAUCCUCGCCCGCUCUACCUUCGAACCCGGCCCCUUCAACCUCGGUCGGUACUCGACUUUUGUGGGAGUGAUUUCGUCAGGGUGGAUUGUGGUCACGUCGGCGUUGUUCCUGUGCCCGACAGAGUUCCCAGUGACGGCUAGUAAUAUGAAUUAUGCGGCGGUGCCGUUUUUGCUGGUGAUUGGGUUUGAGAUUGGAUUCCCGGAGAGGGAGGAGGAGGAAAAGCAAUCGCAUUCGCGGCACUGA